This is a messenger RNA of Symbiodinium sp. CCMP2456, 6201 nucleotides long. The record is from the annotation of a GenBank genome assembly. NCBI's taxonomy places the organism in Eukaryota, Dinophyceae, Suessiales, Symbiodiniaceae.
AUGGCAAUCGACCUGAACGAAUCUGGGGAGAACGAGGAUGGGGCUGUCGAAGAGACUAUGGUAGAAGAGGAGGUCUUGGCUUGUCAAUUCGCCUCCUGGUUUCCCACGUUCAGGGAUGUGACUUUCAAGAGCGAGAUCCUCCCACUCUCCGAGAAUUUCGUCAAAUACCUCCUGGCUGAUGGAAUUCAUGUUCCAUCAUCGAAGCCGAAGGAAUCAGAUGGGGCAAGCGAUGGUAGCUGGGGCUCCGGUGGCGAUUCUGCCGAUGAAGCACAGGAUCUGGAGGGAGUUUUUGAUUUUCCGGAGCUUGAGGAGUCGGUUCGUUCAGCAAUCUCACGCCUGAAUGGACAAGUCUUGCCGAAGCUCAACUGGAGUGCACCGAAGGAUGCCCACUGGAUUCAUGGGAGCUUAAAAUGUACAACCCCGGCCGAAGUCUUCACGCUGCUCAAGGCCUCAGACUUCGUGUCUCAUGAUUUGUGCCAUGCCUUCGACCACUGCGGGGCGUUCGCACGCAGACGACCAGAUGACUUCACCUUGGUAUUGCGCCGUUGGCAUUCGCUCCACGAGUCCAGCGAGUUCAGAGCAUUCGUCAAGGACACAGAUCUCCUUGCAAUUUCUCAGCGUCAAACCGGCUGCUUCUUCGAGCACUUGAUGAACACAGAAGAAGUCGAAGCCAUCCAGGCUGCGAUCCAAGAGUUCUUUGAGCAAAAGUUGCAAGAACGCUUCAGAUUGAAAAGGUAUGUCUUCGACGUGUAUGUCGACAUACCACCCAGGCGCCGUGUCUGGUUAGUGGACCUGUCCCCGUGGGGCCCGACAACAGAUGCGUGUCUGUUCGACUGGGAUGACCUAGCGGACAUGUCAGCAGCGCGCUCGCCCGAGCUUCGCGUGGUGCAGAGCGAAGCGGAGCGCCGCGGCCGACUGGAGAACUUCCACCAAAUUCCUCUGGAGCUGGCAGAACUGGGCUCGAAGGAGGGCUUGUCGGAACUCAUAGAGAAGGCAGACAAGAUCUUAGCGCAGAAGGAAGAGCAGUGCGCGGCGCGCUUUACGGUGGUUUGCGCUCAGGCAUACAAGUACGAAGAGUACAGCGCCGAGUCUGAGACGGUUCCAGACAUGACAACCACCUACAAGACCCACAGUGUUGUGGUGACCAUCAAGGACAAGACGCGAAAAGAGCUCGUGAGCAUGGGCCUGCCGGCCGGCGAGGACUUCAACACCGAUGAUGGCAAGACGAGGUGGACGUGGGUAGAGAACGACAAGGAGGAUGAGCUUAUGCAGCUCCUUUCCCAGCAUGGCGUCCCGAUCCUGUUUUGUAUCGGAGAACUGGCACAAGAAGAGGGCAAAGAGGAGCUGUUGCUGUUCUGUGAUGAUGCCUCGCGCCACGGCCAGGCAUUGAUCUCAGUGAGUUCACCUGGCAGAGCUUCGUGGAACUUUAUUCAGAGGCGUCUUCUGGUCGGAUGGGUCUACGAGAAGUCUUUAUCUACAAUCCAGGUCGUUGAUGGACAGCUGGUGCGAAAGGUCAAGGUUGUGAAGGUUUGGUUGGAAGCGAACUUGCUCAGCCAAAAGCAUGUGCUGAUCAUCAAGACCAAGCAGCAGCAAGGACGGGUGCAGCACCUCCGCAACUUACGAACCUUAUCAAUGCGGAUGCGAGCGAUGCAACACUGGUCGGAUGCCGUGUCUGAGGCGCUCUUUCUUCGUCUCGGUGUCCCGGAGCAGCAGCAGAAGGACAUGCUCAGCGUGACCAGAUCUGAGACAAGGGAAGAGGUGGAGUUCUCUGUCACUUUUCCUGGCUUGAAGACUGUGUACACCAUCAUGGAGGUUCGAUGUGAGGUGCUGAACCCACAGGACCAACGGUGGCAGUACAUUGGGCUGCCGUCGGCGGAGGAUUUUACAUUCUGUCGCCAGGAGCAGCUGGCUACUGGCGAGUACGACAUGAUUCUCACCAGGAUGGCUUUCGAGUUCAGUGUGUUUGGUGUUUUGGCUUGCCUGUGCUUAGCAGCCUCAGCAGGGCAAUGGUCAGUCGGAGUCGUGCUGGUUAGCCUGAUCGUCGUUCUUCUGGGCAUUCGUGCAUAUGUGGGCGUCCCUCCUACAAUGAAAGGGAACAAGCUACCGAAGCGAUAUGCCGGGAAGCGCUUUGAGCUGAUCGCAAUGCCUGUGAACCACUUCGGUGAGAAGGUCCGCUUCUGUUUGGACCUGCUGGGUCUUCCUUAUGAUGAAUCUACAAACUGCGGCAUUCUGAACAUUCUUCUCUUGGGCCAGUCGGUGCCGCAACUCAAUGACAGGAAAAGCUGCAGCCACAUUGGCAAUUCCGAUGAGAUCCUGCGAUACCUGCAUGGCUUGUACACUGCGAGCAACAAGGCAGCGGAUGCAUUGCUCAAGCAGACUGCCAUGACGCUUGAAUGGGAGCUCGCCUUGAAUGACCUUGGGCACGCAAUCCAGGGUUGGGCAUACUACUACCUCCUUGGAAAGGAGUUCUCAACUGAGAUCGCCUUGGUUUGCUGGGGCGCAUAUGAUGAGCGGUGUCCGCUCGUGCAGAGAUGUCUAUUGAGAGCCUUUGCCUUCCCGAUCAAAGCCUUCAUGCGUUCUGCUUUGAAGCUGGACCGAGCAGAUCUGCGAGAUGAGCGCAAAGCCACUAUAGAAGACGUCUUGAAGCGUGUUGAUGCCGCAGUCGGACCCGACGGGAAGGGUUACAUCGUUGGCGACCAGCUGACGUAUGUUGACAUCACAUUCGCCUCUCUACUAGCCCCGCUUCUGGUCAGCAGGUUUCUGUUCAAGGAUCCUUGUGCCUGGGCACGCGGCCGCUUUCGCUCCUUUGCAGAAGCUGGCAAACGUGGCGCACCCAAAUCUGCGCCGCCGGUGCUCCAGGUAUUCGAAGAGGAGACCGCCAAGAGGCCCUGCGGGAAGUUCGUCGCUCGCAUUUACGACGAGUACAGGUGGGGAUGGACAAAUGCUGCCGAGAUUGAGUACGAGUCUCGCAAAGAUCUCCGAAGGCCGAGCCAUUAUGACGAGCAGCCCAAGCAUGAAGCGCUGGCGAUGCAGCUCGACAAGAGCAAGAAGCAGGUUGUCCCGCCUGAGCCGUUGCCAGUAAGCGGCAAGGAUGAGUUGCUCAUCAUGAGGGCCUUGGGCCCGGAUGCUGCAAACGGGUCAUGGAUGGGAAAGUCACUGACUGGUCGAGCCGCCGAGCAGAUUCGAAGUCCAAGCUACACGACGAAGGACUUCUACAGCGACUUGGUGGCAGCCUUCCCCGAGCUGCGGCUGUACUGCGUGGUUCGGGAGGCUGCGGCCCACGGUGAGGGCCGGGUGCUGUUGCCGUCCAUUUCUACACUCACAACUUCAGCCAGUCGAACAGGUGAAGACGAGUACCAGCGCACCAUCGGGGCGCUCUUCUGCAUCUUCUGGCUGAUGCGUACGCAUCUUGACGGAAAGGAGUCCUUCUGCUUUGGUUUAGACGCGGAGUGGAAGCCGCGCAACAGGUCGCACUUCCAGGAGCCAGAGCUCGAGGUCGAGUACAAAAAGCGAAAGAACUUCUACGAGAAGACCGACUGGGCGGCCAUUGAGACCCUCUUUGUCGGAGCCGGCUUGCUCAAGAAGGCUGGUGGCCCACACGAUGUCGAGAGAACACUCGCAAUGCUAGUCCUUAUGACCGUGCACGAUGUCAUGAAGCUUGACAUUCUCCGCCCGAUUGUUGGAGUGGGAGAGUUCGCUGGCUACAAAAACGGCGAGCCUAUCGGAGACCACGACGUAGCUUUAAGCUAUGUGCUGGAGAGGUGCCCUCAAGCCUUGCCGUCCUUUGCCGGGCUUUCCACCGAAAUGCAGGAGAGCAUCAAGUUCACGCACUGCAAGUUGGACUACAACAUGGGCACGGACCUUGGCAAACCCACCGCUUGCUUGCCGCGGAUUCCGGCUGCCAAACUCCUGAGGUUCGCGGAUUUGGCUGGAGCAGAAGCUUCUCCACUGCAAGGCUGCGAAAAGUUUGUGCUGAAGUUCCCUCAGCAAGUUCUCGGCAGCUUCAUCGAUUCCUUUGCUGUCGCACCAGCCCCGGUGAAAUGCAAGAAGAGGAAUAGCAAGGGAUGUCAUGUUGAUCGCGACAAGCUUUGUGCUCUUCAAGAGUAUUGGCUUGGAAGUCCCGAUAGGUUAGGUGCCUUGAGCCGGGGCAGGAUUUCUCCUUUCUCGACAAGUGCCAAGAUGCUCAAUGGGCCUUCUUCCGGUCAGGACAAGUUCAAGUUCGGCACCAGGAAACAGCUGGGCAUUGCGCUGGCGUCGGUCGCAGCCUUGACGGCCGCUACGGCAAGCGAGAGCGAGGUGAAGGCCGUGAAGGCCGAUGAUCGAAGCCACGAGCUGUCCGGGGACGAGCAGAGAACCGUUGCACUCUUCGAACGCUGUAGUGGUUCUGUAGUGCACAUCAGUACUUUUGUGAAGGAAAAAACCCUUCUUCGAGGCGCUUUCGGCAUGGCGCACGUAGACAUGCAAGACAUCCCGCAGGGAACUGGAAGCGGAUUUAUGUGGGAUUCGAAGCACAUCGUGACAAACUACCAUGUCAUCAAAGAUGCCGACAAAGCAAUGAUCGUCUUUGCUGAUCACACAUCUCGUCAAGCAUUCUUGGUCGGACAUGAGCCAGACUUUGACUUGGCGGUGCUGCGGUUUGAGAAGCCGGAUGAGCUUGAAAUCAAAGCCCUCGACAAAGGCUCCUCCAGCCGCCUUCAGGUGGGUCAAAAGGUUUUUGCGAUCGGCAACCCGUUUGGAUUGGACCAGACACUGACCAGUGGCAUUGUGAGUGGUCUCGGUGGCAUCUCGGGGCGCAUGUUGCGUGGGCUUGUGCAGACGGAUGCCGCCAUUAACCCGGGUAACAGCGGAGGCCCACUGCUUGACGCCAGAGGCCGCCUCAUUGGUGUGAACACCAUGAUUGCAAGCCCUUCCGGGGCCUUUGCCGGAGUGGGCUUUGCAAUCCCCGUGGAUACUGUAACCCGGAUUGUGGAUCAGAUCAUCAAAUAUGGAUUUGCUAAGCAGCCAUACUUGGGCUUGUACAUGGCCCAAGACCACAUUAAACAACAGCUUUCGCGAUUGCUGUAUCGUCAGCAAAUGCGCCCGAUCGAGGGAGCCCUUAUCAUGGGUCUAGAGCCUGAAGGCCCUGCAGAUCAGGCGGGUCUCCGACCUUCUAUUCAAACUAUGCGAGGCAUACAGCUGGGUGACGAGAUCCUGUCGAUUGAUGGGAAGAAAGUCAGCAACCUGGAUGACAUUUUCGAGGCCCUGGACCAGAGACAGAUCGGCGAAACGGUAAAGGUGGUUUACCGACGACGAUCGGACGGCCACGAGAAGGACGGCAGCACCUCCCUGCGACUUGCAGAAAGCUGUGAGCAACUCCUUGACGAUAAUGGCUGCGUUGUGAAGCCAGCUUUGUUCUGUACAGUCCAUGCCGUGACAGGACUUUUGACGCACUGCGUGAGAACUUCCUCAGCCAAGUCCGGUGAGGAGUACUUGGUCUGGCGGUGGGGCAACAUGGAGCAGCGCCUCGGCCCUGCCCCUACGGGCUCUGGCGCCAUUGCCAAAAUGCGACUGGUGACUUGGAUGGCAGAUCAGGGAGCCAGGGAGCUCUGCUCAUGUCGAAACUCCGGGCCGCUGGCUCUUGUGGCACCGCCUUCCAGGCAGUUCAGCCGACUGAAGAAGGCAGAUCAGCAGGUGUUGAGCCAGGAAUUGGCUAUCACAGGGUGCCUCAACCAGAAGUUCAAGCGGGACAGCUACAAGGAUGCCGGGGGUCCGGCAAUCUUGGUGUACUAUGCACCGGCGCUGAUGCAGAAAGCUGGCAAGCAGGACAAACAUCGAAAUGCAGAAAGCAGCAGGUGCCCUGAUCGUCAUGGCCGAGAUCUUCCGACAAGCACGGUCUCUGUGGCCAUUGUUCGGAUCGAUGUCUUGAAAGAGAUGCAGGUGCCUGUUCAUGAAACAGUUGUAGUUGGCAUAGAAUUGCUCAUGCUCAAGGUGUCGGCGAUCCUGGAGCCUCGACCAGACAUCAACUACGUACUAUGUAGGGUCAGUUCACAGGAUGCGCAGGUCAAGAUUGUGAGCAAUUUGGACAUGAAAGAAAUAGACAAGGCAACACAGCGGCUGCUCAGAUUUGGUAAAUCGGACGAAGCUGAACCUGGAGGAUGUUCGCCGUUCAGGAGCAGGUCACAGCGGACUUCUGCCAGGCUCAGCUUUUUGGCAAGAGGAUAA